This is a messenger RNA of Diatraea saccharalis (sugarcane borer), 1170 nucleotides long. NCBI's taxonomy places the organism in Eukaryota, Metazoa, Arthropoda, Insecta, Lepidoptera, Crambidae. The record is from the annotation of a GenBank genome assembly.
AUGAGGAGCGCACCUCUUGCGGCAAUAAUACUGCUUACGUGUGUCGCUGCAGUCUGCGCUAACGAUACGAGCCUGGCAGAACCAGUGAGUACUGACAACGACAGCGACAACGCAGAGCUCGGCGAAGACCAAGACGGCGAAGAUGGUCCCGCUUCUUUUAUGAUAGUGAUAGAGCACGGUGACGGGUGGCGGUGCAGCGGCUCCCUGGUGUCGCUGCGCACGGCGCUGACGUCGGCGUGGUGCGCGCGCGGCCGCCGCCCCGCGCCCGCCGCCGACCUGUGGGCGCUCGCCGCCGCCGCCGCCGCCGACGCCGCGCCGCCGGACGCGCGGCUGCACGGCGCCAGGCGCAUCGUACGAGUCGCCGUCGCCACCGGCGCCGAUGCGGAAGUGAACGACGAUUCGGAUCGGGGCGGAGAGUCGUGGCGCGGCGGCGCGAUGGACCUGGCCGUGGCGGAGCUGGAGAAGCCGUUCGGUCGCGCGGCGGCGGCGGUGCCGAUCCUGAUGGCGACCGCGGGCGAGGAGUGCGCGCCGCCGGCCGCGUGCCACGUGGCGCGCGCCGAGCCCCGCGCGCACUCGCGCCGCCUGCGCCUGCGCAUCGUGAGCGCGGCGCUGCAGCCCGCCGACGCGUGCGCCGCCGCCGCCCCGCACUGGGCCACCAUCAAAGAUCGUGCUCUCUGCCUUUUCGGUUCGGAACUCUGUGAGUUGUUUCCUUUGCCUGGUAAGUCGUGCGUGAUCGAGUCACGGUUUACCAGGUCUCAUUUCUCAGCAGAGGUUAAAGUAUUUUCCCCGCGCAUAAAAAAGAGCGAUUGGGGUUCGGGUGUGGUGUGCAACGGUAAGAUGUGCGGCGUGGUCAGUCGGUCUGUGCGCGCGGCGGGGGCGGGGGAGGGGGAGGGGGCGGGGGCCGCGGCGAUCGGUUGCGGCGACACGCACGCCGCGCAGAGCACCGCGCGCUGGCGGCGCUUCCUGCACUGCGCGCACACCCUGCGCGCCUGCGGCCGAGGCGGUGACUGUGCGGAGCUGUGCCUCGAGCGGCGGCUAGUAGAGGAGAACUCUCCUCCCCCCCGAGACGCCGACCCCGACCCCGACCCCACGCUUCCCGAUACUACUACCACUACCUCGCAGCCUCCAUCGCCUACCAUCAGCAUUCGUCGGCGUAAGAGAUAUAGAUAA